AUGUCCGGUCAGGAAAACACAAACAGCGGUCCCCCGCCAGGCUCAGCAGAGUUCCUCGCAUCCCUACUGUUCGAAAGCCUCGACUUUAGCUGCCCGCACUCCCCAAAGCUAGUACCGGGAAUUCCAAGCAAGAUUCCCCCUCGACUAGGUUUCUUCCAUUGUACCGACGAAGAUCUCUCAUACAUCGACACCAACAAAUUAUGCCUCGACUGCUACAACGCAGCCGUUCCAAGCGGUUUUCUCUGCUGGUCAGCGUUCUACGCAAAGAAAGGGAGAAACGUAUUCACCUCAGAUGAGGAAUACAAAUCAGGCGAGCCAACUCGCGGUAAUGGAGAAUUCUUUCCACGCCAACUCCAGGCAGGCAGAGAGGCAUUUUUCAGAAAAGCGGAACCGAGGCCAAGGGCAGGCACAAAGGCGGCUCAGUUAUUAGGUGAUUUGGAUUUCGAUCCCAGAUCACCCGCGUAUGAUAAGCGGGUUCCAUCUCUGCCACCGAAUGAAGACACGAGAGCUGUCUGGAGGUUUUUCCAACAUGCAAAGAAGCCGUUUUAUAUUGACAUUGUGCAUAUUUCGCCUCCGUGGAGAGGCGAUCUGGGAGGGGAGGCUCAGGAUGCGGAGGACGCCCGUGUGGGGACGGCCAAUGCCGCUGCUUACUUGGGUGCUGCGCAUGUUGUUCAAGCUGUGGCUGAUGGCGGAUACGGGCCCUAUAGUGUUGUGGAGCAGCGCUUAGGUUCAUACGGCACGUAUCGGCUUCUCAGUUUGGGGCCAUGGACUUCUGAUCCAGCUGACGAGGAGGCUUUGGAUCCUUUUGAGGAAAUGGAGGAUGAGGAGGGAGACACAGAACCCUUUGAUAGAACGAGAGCUGUUGAAGUGCACCCCGCGUUCUAUCCAUACCAGGGAAUAGGUGCAUAUCAAGGAAGUGCGUUUAUGUUAUUUCCCAGUCAGGAAAAAUGUGAUGAGGUCAAUCAAGAAGCCAUUGGAAUGGUCUUACCUCCUACCGCGGACGAGCAGCUAAGACGCGAUUAUGAAAAAGAACUACCGCAAAACCCCUCAGGAAUCCUGCUUCCUCCGGGAUACGCAAGUUCGGACCCUCCGGAGGAUGUCCAAUCUGAUACCCCACUACCAAGGAUGUCAGACGUUGAACCCGUCAGAUGGGCUGACGCCGAAAGGACGGCUUAUGAGAAAGGACAGGGCCUCGAAGGUGUCGAAGUUGGAAGCGCGUACCCUGUUGAAUCAGUCGCGGGAUUUGACAUGAAAAGGCCGAGAUUCAUGUUGAAGCCCAUGUACAAGCAGAGUUCACAUGGAAUCAGGAGCGAUGGUAGCCUUGCUGCGGACCCUAACGACUUCAGCGGCAAUGGGCUAAAUCGUCUUCCCCUCGAGUGCAGAAUGGGUAGUUGUGAGGAAUGCCCUGAUCGAAAGGGAUACGAGGAGCUCAACAAAACACUUAAAGCAUUAGGAAUAAGAGGGUUUCGUGAUCAUGGGAAAUCUACCUUCGUCAAAAGACCACAACAACCACUUGAUCGGGAGCUAUGGAGACCAUACCUCACACUAGAAGACCACAAGCCAACUUUCGCCAAUACCCUCUCCGACGAAGAUAGUGAUCUUAUCUUGCAAGCACUAUCACCUCCAAGACGCCCUGUUCAGACGGGGAUAUUCCAAUAUCCAAGAUCUUGGUACUUGGCGAAUGGAGUUCAACCACCUGACACCGAGGCAGAUGAGCUCAUAUAUGGUACGGAUGACGAUGAGAGGCAAGAGCAACAAAAUCAACAAAUACCGUCUCUUUUCAAUGAUGAAGACACGGAUAGCGACGAUAGUGACGACGAGGACAAUGAUCUCGGUCACGACAACAACAAUGGAAAUAACGGCAUUGAAGAGAUUGAGAGUGAGGAUAGCGAUGGAAAUGAGGAAGGCAUGAGCAGCGAGGAUGAGGAGAGUAGCGACGAUGACAACGAAAGCGAGGAUGAGGAUGAGAGUGACGACGAGAAUGACAAUGACAGUGAAGAUGACAGUGACAAUGAGGACGACAGUGUCAACGAUGAUGAGAGUGGCGACGAGGAUGGGGGCAAUGAUGAAGACAAGAGUGACGAUGACGAUAAUACCUACAACAACGACACUCAUCAUUCCCCAAGAGUAACCUCCUCGUUGGUUGCUUAG
Messenger RNA from Penicillium griseofulvum, 2151 nucleotides. RefSeq lists its product as uncharacterized. The transcript has 3 exons. Lineage: Eukaryota; Fungi; Ascomycota; Eurotiomycetes; Eurotiales; Aspergillaceae. The coding region runs from base 1 to 2151 and encodes 716 amino acids. The record is from RefSeq and is a predicted model, not a curated record.